This is a messenger RNA of Perognathus longimembris pacificus (Pacific pocket mouse), 1205 nucleotides long. RefSeq names its product chromosome 20 C19orf81 homolog (gene C20H19orf81). Lineage: Eukaryota; Metazoa; Chordata; Mammalia; Rodentia; Heteromyidae. The record is from RefSeq and is a predicted model, not a curated record. Bases 32 to 721 code for a protein of 229 amino acids. The transcript is spliced from 5 exons.
AGUCCCCGAGGUCCGGGGGACCCGGCUCUCCAUGUGGUCCCAGCCCUCCAGCUCGUCGUUCCUCCUCCGGUCGGGGUGGUCCAGCCCGCGCCCCCCGUCCCAGCCCCCCGAGCCGGCCCCCGCCCGUCCGUCCAGGGCCCCGCGCGAAGCGGAGCCCCCGCGCUCCCCCAGCCAGGGCAGCCCGCACAGGGAGUCAGGAACUGUCCUUGUGGACCUGGAGACCCCGGAGGAUAUACAAGUUCGCAGCCUGGGCCGGCUCUUCAAAUCCUCGAAGCAGUAUAUGAGACACGUCAUUGCAGAAUAUGAGGCGCUGGACAGAGACCUCCCCUGCAUCCGCAAAUUCUCGACGCCACCCGCCGCCCAGCCCCUCUGCUUGUGCAUGGAGACCUCAGAGGAUUUCACCCACCUGGAGGUGCUGCAGGCGCUGGAGGCCGAGUUACCGGGGGCCAUGGAGGGCGGGCGCGUGAGCAGCAUCCGCUUUGAGAACAUGAACGUCAUCUGCGGGACCGCGGGCCGCCGAGACCGGUGGCUCAUCUCCGUCGCUGACUUCCAGACGCGCUCCCGCCUGCUGCGCUCGGGGCUCAGCCCCCGCGGGCUCGCGCACCAGCUGGUGCGCCACGAUGACCUGCUGCUGGACGACUACCGCCUGCACCUGCGCCGCUCCCAGGUCCGACGGCGCAUGCUCGAGGCCCUGGGGGCGGAUCCGACCGAGGAAGAUUGACGUGCGAGGCGGGCUCUGGCUGCGCCUGCGCCCCUCCCCGCUGGCUCGGGAGACCCAAUGCCCAACCCCGGUGGAUAAGGGGGCGGCGCCUCCCCAGGAAGGAGGCGGGGCCGGCUCGAGGGGGUGGAUACUGCGAGUUUAAUUAUAAAGAAUGACCUGGUACAAAAGCCAUUUCUCUCUGCAAAAUCUUGGUGGAGAGUCAGGGAAAGGAGGUGAUGGGGGUAGGGACGAACCCCCACAUUGUAACCCCGCCUCCCUAACCUUACUCCAGUCCCGAUUGGACGCCGGGGUUCCGAUUCCUUAAAGGGCAAACUGAGGCCAGCGGGAGGGGACUCGGGCCGUGGCAACCCACGUCUCGCGAGAACCGAGGUCUCCAUCCGCCCCGCUCCCUCAUCUCCCCACUCCCCUUGGAAGACAAUUCUCGGGCUUUUAUUUCAGGUUUUUUUUUUUCUGAAAAUUUUUUUGUUUUAGGGUUUUUUUUUUG